UCUUUCUCCCAAGCAAUUCUAUCUGGGUUAUCCCCGUAUUAUCAUGCAAAACAUAUCCAUAUUGAUCAUUUUUGUAAGAGAAUAAUUCUAUAAAAGCCAAACCCAGAUAAACUAGUGAAAAAUCGCCUGCUUUCGUCUGCAUUCGGGCUUUUGUCUGGAGGUGGACAGCAUUCUUUGGCCGCGGACCCUCAGAAUCGUCCUGGAUCCUUGCAGGGCAGAGCGUAGUGCAGUCUGUCACAGUUGCCCAAUCUUGCUGUGACUUGGGCAGGGCUUUUGAAGGGUAGUCAGGGCCAGAGAGACGUGCUGGAUCCUUGAAGAAAUGGGGACUUCUGGGAGUUUAUGGAUCAGAAGAGAGACGGGCUUUAGGGAAAUCGGAGCGAGGGGGGCAAAUUGGAGAGGGGGGAGACAAGAGUCAGAGACACCAAGUAGGAGGCUCUCCCACGGUCCAGGCGAGACGGGACGGAGGCAUGAACCGGACGGGAGAGACUGAGAAACAUGCAAGAAGCAUGGAAUGGAAAGGACAAGCUGUGGCAGCCUAGUCCUUCGCCCGCCUCCCCUACCUCGGGAUCCAGCUUCUUCCCUGCCCUCUCCAAGCCCGAGCUCAGUCCCGGAUGGCUAGGAAGGAGGGGAGGGCUCCGCGUUCAGGUGAUAAAGCUCCUCGUCCCCUCCCCCCCUCGGAGGAGCCCAGAGAUAUUUCCUGACUGUUAAGAACCCGCGCUGGCUAUUUCCUGUCUGCUUUCUUGGCCCUGGGCCAGCCCCUUCUAGUCCUUACUUGUGGCUUCCUCCACGUGGGUAGCCCCACAGCGGCUCCUUCCUGCUCCAGCCCCAACUCACCGAGAACCUCAGACCUGAGCUACAAGAAAAGAUGUCAUUCAGAUUUGGACAACAUCUCAUCAAGCCUUCCGUGGUGUUUUUGAGGACAGAACUGUCCUUUGCUCUUGUGAACAGGAAACCAGUGGUACCAGGACAUGUCCUGGUGUGUCCAGUGCGCCCUGUGGAGCGUUUCCGUGACCUGCAGCCAAAUGAAGUGGCAGAUUUGUUUCAGAUGGUCCAAAGAGUUGGGAACGUGGUGGAGAAACAUUUCCAGGGAACUUCGCUCACAUUUUCCAUGCAGGAUGGACCCGAAUCUGGACAGACUGUGAAGCACGUUCAUGUCCAUAUUCUUCCCAGGAAGGCUGGAGACUUUAGCAGAAAUGACAGCAUCUAUGAUGAGCUUCAGAAACAUGAUAAAGGAGAAGAAGAUUCCCCAGCCAAAUGGAGAUCAGAGGAUGAAAUGGCUGCAGAAGCAGCUGAGCUCCGGGCAUAUUUUCUUUAAAGAAGCUUCCAGAGAAGGAGACAUCUUGGAUAAAUCUCGAGGCAAGAGAAGUGGAUCUCGUACUCCAGGAUGUCAUCACAUCAACCAUGAUGCUGGGCAGGAUUGAUUACCCCCUCCAAAGAAUGCCACUUCCUCCUUGAUGUCCCCUUUUCUUUCUCACAGGCCAUUGUUGGGUGCAUGUUUCCAUCAGAAUGACUGACAGGCCCCCUUUCCUACCUUGGCUUUUCUCCUGUUGCUUUCCCCCUGGCUUUGCCUUUUAGACUGGCAGCUGUCCUUGGUCCUGCCCGGAAAUAAAGCAUUGUGAAAACGUC
Monodelphis domestica (gray short-tailed opossum) is the source of this 1626-nucleotide messenger RNA. The record is from RefSeq and is a predicted model, not a curated record. NCBI's taxonomy places the organism in Eukaryota, Metazoa, Chordata, Mammalia, Didelphimorphia, Didelphidae.